AUGUCGGAGCUGGAGAUGUCAAGAGACCGUAAAUGUGGAUUUACGACAGUUUUUCCCGUAAAAUCUUCUGAUUCGGCUGUGGCUAUUUCAUUUCGGAAGCCUCACUCGAAUAAAGCUAGCCUAAACAGUGAUGGUGCGAGAUGUUGCAAAAAGGAAGGUGAAGCGGAUAUAGAGGGAAGAAGUAUUGAGAAAAUAUAUUGGAAACAGGUUGCUUCUAUGGGAGUAGAACCACAGCAACGCUGCAUCAUUUCACUUCUCGCGCUUAUUCUCUUUUUCAAGCAUCGUAUUCAUAUCUAUUUGGAGCAUACGCAACAUUUCUCUUCUCACGAACAGGCUGUGCUUCAGCCUAAUCCUCGAGCAACGAAAUUACUUACAGGUACAGUAAUUGCUCCAAUCGUCGCUCACUCCAUUUGCAAUAAUAUGGGUCUACCAUUGUUUGGACAUAUUAACAAUUACUCAAAGAAGUCCACACGUUUAAUAUUUUGGUUGUCGUAUAUAGCUGGAUUUGUAAUUUGGAUAAGUUUGUUAAACCCUUUAACUGAUCAAAAUCUUUACAAAACUUGGCAUGCACUACUGUAUUUAGUAUGCAUACCAGCAACACUGUGUUCGGGUCAAUUGCUUAUAGCUUCGUUACGCACAUAA
Molecule: messenger RNA, 642 nt
Organism: Dracunculus medinensis (Guinea worm)
Lineage: Eukaryota; Metazoa; Nematoda; Chromadorea; Rhabditida; Dracunculidae
Source: the annotation of a GenBank genome assembly